AUGAAAUCGAAAAGCAAAUCCGAACCAGUGAUCAUUUCAAAUGAUUCAGUGACGUGUUACGCCGAUCGUCUAGUUAUUCAUCUGUACUAUUUUCCUUAUGGUAGUAAAACUAUCAAAUAUGAAGAUAUUCGAUCAUGUCAAUUGUUGCCAUUGCGUCGAUUGAAUAGACUGAAAUACAAAAAAUGGGGAAUGGGAUUGUCGCCGAUCUGGUGGCAUUCGGAUGUGCAACGCUACUAUCGGAACUAUUACCUUUUAUUAGAUACGAAUCAUUGGCCGUAUAUUGGAGUUACCAUGGAUGAUAAAGACAUUUUGAAUGUGUUUGAGCUGAUCCAAAGUGGAGCUCAAAGUAAAUUUCUAUCGGGGCCAGCGAAUGGAAAGGAAAUGAAAUAUCGAGAUUUCAGUGAAUAUGAAAGUUGUGAGCAAUAG
Adineta ricciae is the source of this 426-nucleotide messenger RNA. Lineage: Eukaryota; Metazoa; Rotifera; Eurotatoria; Adinetida; Adinetidae. The record is from the annotation of a GenBank genome assembly.